This is a messenger RNA of Quercus lobata, 742 nucleotides long. Its product is annotated as ubiquitin homeostasis protein lub1-like. Gene Ontology annotation, molecular function: ubiquitin binding. Gene Ontology annotation, biological process: proteasome-mediated ubiquitin-dependent protein catabolic process; ubiquitin recycling. Gene Ontology annotation, cellular component: cytoplasm; nucleus. The record is from RefSeq and is a predicted model, not a curated record. The transcript is spliced from 8 exons. Bases 1 to 660 code for a protein of 219 amino acids. NCBI's taxonomy places the organism in Eukaryota, Viridiplantae, Streptophyta, Magnoliopsida, Fagales, Fagaceae.
AUGGAGAUGGUUGGUCAUACUUCCAUUGUCUAUUCAGUUGAUUCACAUGUCUCUGGACUUAUUGUCAGUGGUAGUGAAGAUUGUUUUGCAAAGAUAUGGAAAGAAAUUCUUUGGAUGGAUUUUAUGAUUUAUCACCUGAAGAGGGUUGGAGGAUUAAAACUGGAUGAUUUACCAGGGCUGGAGGCUUUACAGGUUCCAGGUGUGAUUCUAAUUAUUGGUGAAGUUGUUGAUGGACCGGAUGAUAACCUGAGGCGCCCUGUUCUUGAUGGGAUUGAAUAUGACUAUGUAUUUGAUGUCGAUAUUGGAGAUGGGGAGCCUAUUCGUAAGUUGCCCUACAAUCGAUCAGAUAAUCCUUAUGCUACUGCUGACAAAUGGCUUCUCAAGGAGAAUCUACCUCUUUCCUAUCGUCAACAAAUUGUAGAGUUUAUACUCCAAAAUUCUGGACAAAAGGACUUCACCCUGGAUUCAUCAUUUCGUGAUCCCUUUACUGGCUCUAGUGCUUAUAUACCUGGAGCAACUUCCAGUAUGUCUGCUGUUUCAGCAAAACCCACUUUCAAGCACAUUCCUAAGGUAUGCUGUUACAGUGUAGUGUUAAUAGGUUUGGAUAUAUCAGUCAAGGGGUUUAAGAUGCAUUUCCAGGAAUUGCAUGUCCAUUCUUAGGGAACUUGUAAAAAAGUAUAUAUUGAGUGAUUGUAAAAGCUCAUGUAUUAUAUUUUAUUUGUUUCACAUGAAAUAUUACCUA